GAAAAAGCUUUACUUGCAGCUGAGGAUGCCACAAGACCUUGUGGAGGUCCAUUGUGAAUGCCCACAGAAUGUGGGGUCAAAGGACCUAGCAUGGAACUGACUCAACCAAACGCUAGAGGGCCCAUAUCAAACGAAGCUGUUCAACAAUUUAGUCUGUUACUUUAAGUUCCAGCAGUCGGUCCAGUUUAUCUGCUCCAAGAAAGCAAAUCGUUACAAAAUUAUCACCCAACCUUGAAGCGGGACCUAAUAAUACAACUUGAUAUUACCGCGAGAAAGACGUGAGAAAUCAGGAGAGGUGAAGCUACAAUGAGGAGUGUCAUGUUGGUGCUGUUUCUCUUUUUACUUCAAAUAGCGUGGUUUGAAGGCUUCAACAUCAAGAAUGUCCGUCUAGAUAAAUGUAUCCGUGCAAACGAUGAGAACAAUAGAAUAUCUCUCACUGAAUGUAAUCCAGAUUCUGAACAGCAGCAAUGGAGAUGGGAUUCCCGCCUAAAUUCCAUAGUCAGCCUUAAAACUCAGCAAUGUCUAACUGUUCAUAAAACUAAUGAGUUUGGAGCUGUGAAACUGGAACCUUGUGCCAGUGGUCAACCUCAGGCAUGGAUGUGCAGCAAACGGGGUCACUUAACUCUUGAAGGCUUCAGUUUGCAUCUCAAUGUAAAGCACAAGACGAACAAAGUCCACGUCUCACAUGAUAAAGGCAAAUUAAGCAAGUGGCGAACCUUCAAAGAUAAAAUCAUCUGUACCAAGACGAAUCACAUUUGGCCACAUGAAGGACACUUCAGCCUAAAAUUGACAAUUCACAACAGAAAUCUGUUUACGACUUAGGACUGAAAAAUACAGUCCUUGCCAAGAACUUGGAUGGUGUGAAAUUGGAAAACUUACUAAAACUGUUGGCAAAAGUG
Carcharodon carcharias (great white shark) is the source of this 899-nucleotide messenger RNA. Its product is annotated as macrophage mannose receptor 1-like. Bases 307 to 822 code for a protein of 171 amino acids. The transcript has 5 exons. NCBI's taxonomy places the organism in Eukaryota, Metazoa, Chordata, Chondrichthyes, Lamniformes, Lamnidae. The record is from RefSeq and is a predicted model, not a curated record.